Messenger RNA from Pectinophora gossypiella (pink bollworm), 1847 nucleotides. RefSeq names its product MOB kinase activator-like 1 (gene mats). Gene Ontology annotation, biological process: positive regulation of protein phosphorylation; hippo signaling. The coding region runs from base 142 to 795 and encodes 217 amino acids. Gene Ontology annotation, cellular component: cytoplasm; nucleus. NCBI's taxonomy places the organism in Eukaryota, Metazoa, Arthropoda, Insecta, Lepidoptera, Gelechiidae. Gene Ontology annotation, molecular function: protein kinase activator activity. The record is from RefSeq and is a predicted model, not a curated record. The transcript is spliced from 5 exons.
UAUUAAAAAAAGCAAUAAUAUUUGACUGACAAGUGCAUUCAAGAUUUUAUUGUCCUAUAAUUAUAACCUAUUUUUAAUGAUUUGGUGCUAUUUUAUUGAAAAAUACAAUCGAUUACUGAGAAGUUUUAGUUCACUUUUAAGAUGAGCUUUCUAUUUGGAAGCCGCUCCAAUAAGACUUUCAAGCCCAAAAAGAAUAUACCGGAGGGCACCCACCAAUAUGACCUGAUGCGGCACGCGGCCGCCACGCUGGGCUCCGGCAACCUGCGGCUGGCCGUCAUGCUGCCCGAGGGUGAGGACCUCAAUGAGUGGGUCGCCGUCAACACGGUAGACUUCUUCAAUCAGAUCAACAUGUUGUAUGGCACGAUCACGGAGUUUUGCACGGAGCAGUCGUGCGGCGUGAUGUCUGCGGGGCCCAAGUACGAGUACCACUGGGCGGACGGCCACACCGUCAAAAAGCCCAUCAAGUGCUCCGCACCCAAGUACAUUGACUACCUCAUGACAUGGGCGCAGGACCAGCUCGACGACGAGACACUGUUCCCGUCCAAAAUAGGUGUGCCGUUUCCAAAGAAUUUCCUGUCGAUGGCGAAGACGAUCCUGAAGCGGCUGUUCCGCGUGUACGCACACAUCUACCACCAGCACUUCCCCGAGGUGGUGCAGCUCGGCGAGGAGGCGCACCUUAACACCUCCUUCAAACACUUCAUCUUCUUCGUACAGGAGUUCAACCUGAUCGAGCGGCGCGAGCUGGCGCCGCUGCAGGAGCUCAUCGAGAAGCUGACGGCCAAGGACGCGCGAUGAGGCGUUGACGUCAGCGCCGCGCCCGCCUCCCCGACCCGACCUCCCCGGCUGCCACACGCGACACACACGACACGAAUUACCAAAUUUUACAAGAUUUUUAUAGCAUAGAUUAAGAUUAUUUAAUAACGAUCACGAGUCGUGUGCAUUUGAUUACGUUUUUCAAGUACGACUCCGCGUGUGGUGCGGCUGUGCGUGGAGCGACCAACGUCCAGCAGGACGCUCGCGGGGCGGCGCCGCCUCCGCUACUGCCUUCCUGAUGAUAGUAACGUAUAUAGAUGCGAUUUAUCGUUCGAACAUUUGAUACAAAUUUAGACGCAUUUGUCUAAAAAUAUAAUGACUAUGGUACGAUUGGUAUGAAGAAUAAUAUUUUUUUACCAAUAUGUAAUGUUUAGUUAAUAUACUUGUAAGUAACUGCGAUAACACGGCGUAUAAAGAAACCUGCGAGCGAGUGCGCCGCGCCCGCCCUCGUGGCUCACUGCAGGUACACUCUGAAGUUGAUGUGCUAUUUAAUUAUAAGGUCCUUAUUUAUUUAUUGUGAAUUUUGAACAUAGCGUAUGCAUCGGCACUAAUAGAUGAAACGUUUUUGGUUACUCUGGUAGGUAGCAAGUGUAAUAUUAUCUCGUAGUUGUAGUAAUUGCUUAGGUAUUGUAGAUUACACUCGCGGCAACAGUUCUGUGUCCAGCUUUGCCACAGAGUAGCGUCGGUCCGUUAGCCGACACGAGCGUGUAACCAGCACUCGCCACGCACGCCUCGGGACGUGCCCACGAGGUUUAUGUACAUACAUACAUGUAUGUACUGCGAGUGCGUAUCUCGAGCUAGUGCCUCAAAAUGAUAAACAGUCGCUUGCUUACAAAACCCAUAUUUUUCCAGCGAAUAUAUUUCCAACGGAUCUCAAAGUUGGACUAUUCCGAAACUUUGCUUCGGUGUACUUUACGCGUUUAUUUUACGAUAACUGUUUGAUAUAGGUAUGUAUUUGAUUUAUAUACGACUGACAUGAUAUUUUGUUAAUUUAAAACUUAGGUAAUGUACACAAAUAAUAUAUUUAAAAUUGA